AUGUGCACACUUGUGGGUGUUCCAACUAUUUCGAUGACAGAUGCAGGUUGCCAUGUCAUAUACGACGCAUACAUUUGGACGGGUGAAGUUGUAGCGGCAAUACUGGGCUCGAUCAAGAAAGGCACUGAUAUUUCUCGUGUCAUCCGUCUGGCCAUCGCAAUCGCCAAUGCAGUGAUCAGCGUAAUAAUGAUGAUACAUACUUCAGGGGGUGUUAUCGGGGAUUGUUUCACGGUGUUAAUACAAACUCACGUUAGCUACUUUGCAAGUUUUUUGGCUGUCUCUUGCUUCGAGAUCAGUUUAUUAUCUCUGACGCUCUCAGCGGACACAUAUUCCCUGGACACUCAGAUUAAUUUCGGUCUCUCUCAGAUAUUCCAGUUUGUGCAGCUGUUUGUGCUGGGACCACGCCUGAUCCUCAGUGUUCGAGAAUAUCAUGCUGAGCUCGUGGCCAACUCUGAUAGAGCAUCUGCUAUGACUUCAAUUGCUUUUCAGGAGCACGUCCAUGUGUCAACUAGCAGUAGGAGCGGGAGAAUUUGUUUUUAUUUAUUCAAAGUUUUGUUGUGGUACUUGCUUAUGAUGAUCAAGUCAUUUGAGUGA
Messenger RNA from Suillus subalutaceus, 594 nucleotides. RefSeq lists its product as uncharacterized. Lineage: Eukaryota; Fungi; Basidiomycota; Agaricomycetes; Boletales; Suillaceae. The record is from RefSeq and is a predicted model, not a curated record. The transcript has 11 exons. The coding region runs from base 1 to 594 and encodes 197 amino acids.